AUGGUUCUGAAUGAGUUUUUGGAAGCUCUUCUUGCGAACCACAUUCUGCACGGACUGCUCAAGAAGCACACGCGAAAACCUCAUCUCACUUGUGAUACCACGGACAAUCAGCCACUGCACACAUUGCUUUAUCUUGCUCCUUUCAUUCUUUUGGUCAGUAGCAAUGAGAGUCUCUACCUCACGAGGAAUGAUAAGGUGCAGAGUCUGCCCCUUACCAAUUCCUCUCAUCCUCCAUGCACCCUGCGAGUAAUCCCUGAGCGUCAUAUCGGCGCCAAUCGUUAUGAAUGCAGUUGCGUGCGCCGCUUGUCGGAUGUCUUGCCCGGUUGCGUGCACCUGAUCGUAGAAACUCAGGCGCCGCUCGGGAGGAAUACCACAGUGUGUCAGAAGGGUGCUGCGCCAGCGGUCACGCAGAAGCACCAUCUGCCUGUCCAUAUCAUCAAGGUAUACAACACCAUCAACGUGGUCCAGACCACGCUUAAGCAAUUCCUGCGCAACUUGCAAGUUGCUAAGGCUGGUAAUGAGCGCACCAGUGUCAAUCAAAGCCAGUGGUUUAAGAGGGCUCUUAGCCACCAGAUCCAAAAUAGUUUCACUGGUCCAUCCCUUUUGCAAUAUCGUAGGUCCUUUGACGACAUUAUCGUCGGUGAGUAUCUUGAGGAUCAUACCGUCCGUACCUUCACUGUAGUGGCACUUGCCCAUUUCCACAGGCAACAGCUGCGAAGGCGUUCCAGAGAAACCCAACCUGAUGGGGAACAGCAUGGAGCUUCCAAGUUCCAUGGCACUGGCUGUGAGCUGCAGUGUGGUGUGUUCCAUGGCCUCGGGGAAGAGGACGUUGCACAAGAAGUACUCGAUAACGAGACCGUCGUUCUUCAGCAAGUUGUACAACACAUCCAACUGCUCCUCGUCGUAAACAUUGACAACAUCCAAUGUCCAUAUAUCGGCUGCACGAUCCACAUAUUCGACUGGUUUGAAUAUAUGCUCAUCCGUAAUAUCGCACAAGUAAUGGUAUUGCCUAGUGGUUUUACGCUUAGACUCCCUGAGGCUACCACCAGCACUCAGCACCCAUCUGUUGAAUGUUUUGAACGCCUGUCUUUCCGACAAAUGACCCGGUUCCUCGUAGAACUGUUGAGCUAG
This is a messenger RNA of Babesia ovata, 1131 nucleotides long. RefSeq lists its product as uncharacterized. The transcript has a single exon. The coding region runs from base 1 to 1131 and encodes 376 amino acids. The record is from RefSeq and is a predicted model, not a curated record. NCBI's taxonomy places the organism in Eukaryota, Apicomplexa, Aconoidasida, Piroplasmida, Babesiidae.